GUCAGCUGACCAGGUAUUGCCGGAAAUAGGAGUAGUAAAUAUUCAGCGAGAGAGCGAGGUUAGAUGUUUUUUACCUUUUCAAACUCGAGACUUUCUUGAUUAAUUCUUUGUGAAUACGCAACACGUCAUCACUUGUUUUUGUAUUGCUCCCUCAGCCAAGAAGGCCCAAAAGUUCACUUUCUCUCAGUCUUUAGGAGUGUUGGGCGGUGCUUCUCAGAUCAGAUGUCCUCUACACACCCUGUCCUCCUAAACACAGGGGUUCAGAUGCCCAUCCUGGGUUUAGGGACCUACAAGUUGGUGGGUUGUGAAGAGGUGUACCAGGCUGUGGACGCAGCGCUGGUUGCUGGUUAUCGGUCCUUUGACACCGCAGCCGUCUACCGGAAUGAAGCUGACCUGAGCCGAGCCUUGAAGGAGCUCUUGCCCAAAUAUGGCUUAACCAGAGAGGAUGUGUUUAUAACCAGUAAGCUGGGCCCAAAGGAUCAGGGCGAGAAAGCCAUGGAAGGAGCCCUGUGCAGCCUGUCUCAGCUGGACUUGGGUUACAUUGACCUCUACCUGAUCCACUGGCCUGGCACGCAGGGUCUGGAUGUGGCUGACAAACGCAACCCAGGGAACCGAGCUCAGAGUUGGGCCACGCUGGAGGAGCUGCAUGCUCAGGGGAAGCUGAAGGCCAUUGGAGUGUCAAACUACACACCAGCACACAUGAGAGAACUGAUGCAGAGCUGCAAAGUCCCUCCUGCAGUGCUGCAGGUAGAGUUUCACCCCAAGCUACUCCAGACAGAGCUGAGGAAAGUGUGCGAGGAGUAUGGAGUGUGUUUCCAGGCGUACUCCUCCUUAGGAAAAGGAGAGCUGAUAACUGACCCCGUGGUCUUAGAGAUCGCAAAGAACUGUGAACGCACCCCUGGACAGGUUCUCUUGCGCUGGGCUGUGCAGCAGGACGUCCCAGUGCUUCCAAAGUCGUCAAAUCCAGAGCGAAUAAAGGACAACGGCAGGAUUUUUGACUUCACGCUGAGUGACACGGACAUGGUCAAGCUGUCAGCUUUGGACUGUGGGGAAAAGUAUUGCUGGGAUUCAUCACAAGUUGCUUGAUAGACGUUAAUUUGAACACAUGUUGCCUUCCAGGAUGCUUCUUAAAUGGUGCGGUUCUUAAGCUCCGCUGCCAGUAAUGCAGUGGUGGGGAAUCAUCAGCAGAAUGAUUGGGAAACUAGAGUUGUACCGGUACUCAGUUCCUUAAAUACAGUGGGAGAAUGCAUUGAUUUAGAUAGAUUUAGAUUGAUGUAUAACACAUAUACGAUAUCAAGUAUUAUUUUAAAAAACAUUAACAAGUAGAUUUUCCUGUUUGUUGUGACCCAUUUGCCAUAAAACCCCGACCCUUUCCAGACAGUAGAUUUAUACUAACCUAAGUAUUUAUUGUGCCAACAUUUCAAGACUACUUCCAGACUACGCUGUUCUUUACUCUUAAGAACAAUAAUGUGCCUUUCGUGUUUCAGUUGUUCCCAUUUGAGUUGUCACUGUAUUACAACGUGUUGGAGAUUAUAAAAUAAAGUGUCCUUUUUACCGGAGGGUUAAAAAAGAAUCACACAAUUAAAAGACUUUAAAAUCCC
This is a messenger RNA of Gasterosteus aculeatus aculeatus (three-spined stickleback), 1601 nucleotides long. RefSeq names its product putative oxidoreductase YtbE. NCBI's taxonomy places the organism in Eukaryota, Metazoa, Chordata, Actinopteri, Perciformes, Gasterosteidae. The record is from RefSeq and is a predicted model, not a curated record.